AUGGUUAUGCCAGUUGGCAUAGCUAGUGGCCUUGACGUUGGUCUAUCAAAUUGGGCAAUUUCAUUAAUUACUAUGUCAUUGUAUGUGCAUGUUGUUUUAUAUUAUAAAAAAGGAACGUAUCUAGUACUGUAUGAUUGAAUAUUAAUAAUUUAUAUUGUUAUUUAGAUAUACCAUGACAAAAUCAACUACUAUAAUUUUUAUUCUUGGAUUUGCACUUUUUUUGAAAUUAGAAAAAAAGGUAUUUGUAUUAAUUUCUUAUACGAGUAUUUAAAAUACAAUAUAUUAAAAAAAAAACUUUAUUACAGUCUUGGACAUUAACAUGUAUUGUAAUAAUGAUAUCAGGAGGUUUAUUUAUGUUCACCUAUAAAUCAACACAAUUUGGAAUUUUUGGAUUCAUAAUUUGUCUUUUAGCAUCAUUUUCAAGUGGUAUUCGGUGGACUAUGACACAAUUAAUUAUGCAAAAAUCUAAACUUGGAAUGAAAAGUCCAAUUGACAUGAUGUAUUAUAUGCAGUUAUGGAUGUUAUUACCCAUUGUACCAGUGAUGAUAUGGUUUGAAGGACCUCAUCUAUACAAUAGUUUUAAAAGUACAGAUUGGAACGAUGUUCAAACUAUUGCAAUGACUACAACUGCUGUAUUUGGAAGUAGUAUUAUAGCUUUCCAUAUGGAAGUUAUGGAAUUUUUAGUUGUUACCUAUACUUCUAGUCUUACACUUUCAAUUAUUGGCAUAAUCAAGGAAAUAUGUAUCCUAAUAUUGGCUGUUGAAUGGGAAGGUGAUCAAAUGAGUGAUCUUAAUUUUAUAGGAUUGUUAAUGUGCCUUUGUGGAAUCACAAUACAUACUAUACAAAAAGCAUUAUCAAAUAGAAAUAAAAAAGCUGAAAAUUUGGAAUUACAAGUAAACUCUCUUUCAAGUAAUAAUUUAAAAACUGAAGAAGGAAUUGACACAAAUUUGCCUUUGUUAACUCAAAAAUCGACAUCGCUAACAAAUCUUUUAAACGCGGAAUUUAGUUCCGACGAAGAUGAUGUAAUUAAACAUGGUGAGAAUUCUACUCAAAUAUUAUCUAAUAUAUUGCAACGUAGAGAGCAGUAAAGUUUAAAAAAUACAAUAUUUAUUUAUUUUUAAAAGUCAUUCCACAUCUAAUUACAUAUUAUUUACUGCAUUUUGUACAUAUUUUUAUAUGUCAAUUUAAUUAUUAAAUCUGUAUUUUUUUUAUUUUUCAAUGAAAAUGUUAACAAUUGUUAUGGAUAUUUUAUUUUUAAAGAUAUAAUUUAUGUUUGCAAAAUUGCUUUUGAAUCUAUUAUUUUACAUUAUUUCACGAAACAAAUAAAUUUUUACUUUAACACUUAAAAAUUUAAAGAGCGCAAAUAAUACAUAGAAAACAAGUACAUGUUAUAUAUAUAAAAUAUAUAACAAAUAACUUUAAAAGGAAAUUUAUUUUAUAAUUAUUUAAUUACAAUCUGUGUUAUUAGUUCCUUACCUAAAAAUGACAUAAUUGUAUCUUUUCAUUUAGUAAUAAUUUUUUCAAUUAAUCUUAUUUAUAUACAUUUAUGUUUAAAUAAUAAGGCUAUUAGAAACACACACAGCAUAAUAAUAGAUAAUAAUGUAAACAUUCAAAAAUUGUGUAUAUUUUAUAAAUUGUUAUUAAUUUCAAAAGAAAACUGAAUGUAAUUAACUAUUUCUCAGUCAAAAUUUGCAUAAAUAGCCAUAAUUAUUAUUAUCUAAUAUUAUUUUUUCAUGAUAUACAUAAAUAUAUAUAUAGACAAACAUUAUUAAUAAUAGUCAUAAAUCAUUUUUUAUAUAUUAUUUAGUAUAUCAACAUACAUAA
Molecule: messenger RNA, 1824 nt
Organism: Heterotrigona itama
Lineage: Eukaryota; Metazoa; Arthropoda; Insecta; Hymenoptera; Apidae
Source: the annotation of a GenBank genome assembly